AUGACAUCACGGCCGGGCUGCGGCAGCGCGGGCGCGCGGACAUGGCUGCUACGGCUCCGGCGGCAGCCGCGGGCUGCGCCCGGGCCUGAGCGUCCAGCGCCAUCCCGCGGGGCCGCCCGCCGGUCCGCACCGUCCGGGGGGCACGGGCCGGGCGCCCCUCCGUUCCCGGACGCCCGGGCUGCCACCUCUCCAGCCUCCCGUGCCCAGAUCGCUGGAAGCCCGGCGACAGGGGGCGCCCCGGAGCCACGGGGAGACCGCGAGGCGCCGACUGGAGCCUGCAGGCGGUGCUGCCCCUGCUUCCCACCUCCCCGCGCCCCACCCCGAGGCUGGGGCUUCGGAGGAUGCAGCUGGAGAGACCCGUAUUCGGGAAAUGCCUUUCUGCCCGGUGAGAGCUCCAGUGAGGAUGAAGACCCUCUAGCAGAAUUGUCGAAGGAGGAAUUGUGCACAAAAAUAAGAGGCCUGAAACAAAAACUAACAAACAUCCGGAAAGAAAACAGCCGCCUUCGACAGUCUUUAGUCAUGCUUCAAGUUUUACCUCAGGCCGUCACCCAGUUUGAAGAAUUGGUUGGUAUGGCGGAGGCCCUGCUCAAGGGUGGAGGAACCCUGUCCACGUCUGCGUCCACCCUCUGGAGAGCAACAAAUAACUCCUCACCAGAUUCAUUUGCCUCCACAUGUAGUAAUUCUAAUUCUAAUUACAGUUCACCAAUUUCCUUGAAAACUGAGGAGGAGCAUCACGUGGAUGAGAAACAGUUCAAGAUUGAAAAAUGGCAGAUUGCCCAUUGCAACAAGAGCAAGCCUCAGAAGUUUAUUAAUGAUUUAAUGCAAGUGCUCUACACAAAUGAAUACAUGGCCACACACAGCCUGACGGGGGCAAAAUCCUCUACUUCAAGGGACAAGGCAGUGAAACCAGCUAUGAAUCAGAAUGAAGUUCAAGAAAUCAUAGGAAUCACAAAACAAUUAUUUCCCAACACAGAUGAUGUUUCAAUUAGGAGAAUGAUAGGGCAAAAGCUAAACAACUGUACCAAGAAGCCAUAUUUGAGCAAAAAUCUGAACUCUCAGGAUAUUAAGUAGAUCCUUUCGGUAUUAUAGUUACCUGAAACAAAAGAACCUUCAGUAGUAAAUCUAACAUUGGAUUUUGCUGGAGACUCUGCAGCCUCCCUGGCAGUGAGCACAGGGACAGGUGCAGUGAGUGACAGGCUGGGAGAAACCUGCGACAUUGUUGGGCCGCCCUGAUGGAGCACAAGCUUGUGAAGAAGCUGCAUGUAGAUUUCACCCUCAGUACCAGUGAGGCAUCAAACCAGAGAAUUUCUAGCAGGCCCAUGAGCAUGCAAUAUGGUUUCUUGGAAAUAUGCACUUUCCCACCCCAAAGUGGUCCUUUGUACAGCUAAACUAACAGGACAAUCAGAGCUCUUACCCUAGCAACAAAAACUUUAACCCCUAAGAUUCAUCAUUGUCCUAAUCAAUCCCUGUACAUUUAUUAUUACCAAUGACUCUCCAUUUUAGCUUUUGGAUCUUUAGUAUAAGCACAUGUUUGGAAAAGUAAACAGUGAAAUAAUCAAUGUUCACAAACAUGACAGCAGCAAAAUCAGCCUAAAAUCUGAUAAUCAUAUCUAAUGAAGUAACAGAGUUUUGGCAAUAAGAUUACAGGAUUAUUCUGUUACAUAAAAUUGU
Messenger RNA from Lagenorhynchus albirostris (white-beaked dolphin), 1671 nucleotides. It is a transcript of the gene BEND6, whose product is annotated as BEN domain containing 6. The coding region runs from base 1 to 1071 and encodes 356 amino acids. Gene Ontology annotation, molecular function: DNA binding; transcription corepressor activity. Lineage: Eukaryota; Metazoa; Chordata; Mammalia; Artiodactyla; Delphinidae. Gene Ontology annotation, cellular component: nucleus. Gene Ontology annotation, biological process: positive regulation of neuron differentiation; negative regulation of Notch signaling pathway. The record is from RefSeq and is a predicted model, not a curated record. The transcript is spliced from 6 exons.